UAGUUUAACGUCGAUUGGGAGGAAUUGCUAAUGAGAUCAGACAACGUGAUGAUAUGGCAGUGUCUAUUUCUAGAACACUUCUCUUUCAAAGGUACAAUUGAGAUCAAAGGUGAUAAAGCAACAAAUAUUCUACUCGACAUCCUUCAGAGAUCCAUUCAUAUAGAAAAUCUCAUAUUAAGUGGAAGUUUAUGCAAAGAAAUAUUCUCAUGUGGUGAGAAAGACAAACAUGCAGGGAUAUUGAUGCAGAUAAAAAGUUUAAAGUUGAGCCAGCUUUCUAAAUUGAAGUGCAUGUGGAAACAAGACUCCAAAUUGGACUUUGUUCUUCAAAAUCUUGGAGUUCUAAAAGUAACUGAUUGUGACAGUUUGAUUAGCUUGCUGCCAUCCCAUGCAUCUUUCACAAACCUUACCGUUUUGAGAGUAGAUCGGUGCUGGGGACUGAUAAACUUAUUUGUACCCUCAACAGUCAAAAGUCUGGUGCAAUUGAUGGAAAUGAAAAUAGAAUACUGCAAAUUGAUAACUGAAAUAAUCUCUAACGAGGAUGAUGAAGAUUUAAGAGUAGAAGAUGAAAUUGUUUUCAACAAACUAAAGUUGUUGUCUCUUAAAGAUUUAGAAAGUCUCACAUGUUUCUGCUUUGGGCGUUAUAAUUUUGAAUUCCCAGUUUUGAAAGAAUUAAUUGUGAAUGAAUGCCCCAAUAUGAAGACUUUCUCUGAAACAGUCGUAAGUGUACCAAGUUUAAGGAAAGUAAAGUUUAUUCAGGAUGACAAUGAAGAAGGGUGUUGGAAGGGUGACCUUAAUACAACCAUAAAACAUCUACACAAAAAUAAGGUAAACUCCAAUUCAGAAGAAUGACGUAAGUGGAAAGGACUCCUGCCUCUGUGGCAAGACCCAUACCAGAACAUCAUCAGUUUUGCCAAGUUAAGUUCUUGAGGUCAUUAGGAUGAAUCAGCACACAUUCCAUUGAAAUCUUCAAAGAUUAGAAUCUCAAAAAAUUCAUAUUGAAGUAAGUUCAUACGAAGAGAUAUUCUCGUGUGGAAAGGCUGAAAAACAUGUUGGAAUGCUCACACGAUAAAAGUUAGAGC
This is a messenger RNA of Pistacia vera, 1079 nucleotides long. RefSeq lists its product as uncharacterized. Bases 31 to 849 code for a protein of 272 amino acids. The transcript has 2 exons. NCBI's taxonomy places the organism in Eukaryota, Viridiplantae, Streptophyta, Magnoliopsida, Sapindales, Anacardiaceae. The record is from RefSeq and is a predicted model, not a curated record.